GUUUCAAGUAUUUUGAAACCUCAAAUAAGAAAGAGAAACCGAAGCUAUAGUAUUCAAAGCAGGGGACUUUGCUUUACUUCUUUGAUCAGUCAUUAACAAUGGCAGCUAAACUAGCCUCCCCAUCUGUUGUUGUUACUUCUCUCCCCCAAUUCAGUGGGCUAAGCAGAACCAAGAUACCAAGUGGCCGUGUCGAAAGCUUGGUAACAACUCAACCCAUCAGAAACAAGGGCAAAGGUGCUUUGGGUGCUCGUUGUGAUGGCUUCAUUGGAUCAUCCACAAAUUUGAUAAUGGUGACCACAACAAGCUUAAUGUUAUUUGCUGGAAGGUUUGGGUUGGCUCCAUCAGCAAAUAGGAAGUCAACUGCAGGGUUAAAGCUUGAGACAAGGGACUCUGGCCUACAGACAGGAGACCCAGCUGGUUUCACUCUUGCAGAUACCUUGGCAUGUGGGAGUGUAGGACAUAUUAUUGGUGUUGGUGUUGUCCUAGGUCUUAAGAGCAUUGGUUCCAUCCCUUAAUAUGUAAAUUGUCUUACUCUUAGUUAUUGUUUCUUUCCCAAGUUAAAGAGAAUCAAAAUUAUCUACUCAUUUAAGAUUUCAA
Molecule: messenger RNA, 597 nt
Organism: Macadamia integrifolia
Lineage: Eukaryota; Viridiplantae; Streptophyta; Magnoliopsida; Proteales; Proteaceae
Product: photosystem I reaction center subunit psaK, chloroplastic-like
Exons: 3
Coding region: 99-515 (138 amino acids)
Biological process (GO): photosynthesis
Cellular component (GO): photosystem I; membrane
Source: RefSeq, a predicted model, not a curated record